Pollicipes pollicipes is the source of this 1852-nucleotide messenger RNA. RefSeq names its product WW domain binding protein 2 (gene Wbp2). Gene Ontology annotation, biological process: positive regulation of DNA-templated transcription. Lineage: Eukaryota; Metazoa; Arthropoda; Thecostraca; Pollicipedomorpha; Pollicipedidae. The record is from RefSeq and is a predicted model, not a curated record. Gene Ontology annotation, molecular function: chromatin DNA binding; transcription coactivator activity. Gene Ontology annotation, cellular component: nucleus.
CAUCAUCCUCUUCUGUGAGAACGUGGUGGUGGAUUUUGACGACGUGCGAGACAACCGGGAGAUGCAUGGCGACAAGAAGGGUCGCAUCUAUCUCACCACCCACCGCAUGAUCUUCAUCAACGACAAGAAGGGCGACAAGUGUGUCUCCUUCAGCUUCCCCUUCUGCACGCUGCAACAGGUGGAGCUGGAACAGCCGCUGUUCGGCGCCAACUACAUCAAGGGCAAGGUGCGCGCGCAGCCUGGCGGCGGCUUCACGGACGAGGCGCGCUUCAAGCUGACGUUCAAACAUGGCGGAUGCAUCGAGUUCGGACAGGCGAUGCUGGCGGCUGCAAAACUGGCGGGCCGGCACGCGGCGCAAGGCUUCGCGCCGCCGCCCUACACCCCGCACCAGGGCAACGUGUACCCGGCGCCGCCGCCGGCCUACUCGCCGCCGCAGCAGGGCUUCUACGGCUGGGUGCCGCCGUACGCGACCUUCCCCAACCAGCCGCCGGCCGACUCGGUGUUUGUGCAGGACGCACCCCCGCCGUACCCCGGCGUGGCCGGCUACCCGGGCCCCCCGGCGCAGAACGGCGCCGCCGGGCCGGGCGCCUCCGCCCCGCCUCCGCUCGGCUUCUACGCGCCCAACAACCCCGGCACCGCCUAUGCGCCGCCGCAGCCGCACUACUCGGGUUACCCGCCGCAGCAGGGCUACCCGCCGCAGCAGGGUUACCCGCCGCAGCAGUAUUACGGGUACCCCCAGCAGCAGCAGCCGCAGAACCCGGGAUACCCUCCGUAUAACGAGCCGCCGCCGGCCUACAAGAAGAACAACUGAGCCGGCGUCGGCCGAUCGGCGCCCGGCUGGUCGUCCUGCCGGGGCUGCCGGCGGCCUUCUGAGGAUCCGACCGAGAAGCGGCCGGAGCGUCGCGGUGCGGCCGCGCCGGCGAGCGUCGCCUGCUGCCCCGCGCGGGGUCUGCCGCCAGCUGCGCCCCUGGGGCAGGGGGGGGGGGAGGAGCACGCGCCGGGGCCCACGCCGGCAGAAGACGGGUUGCCGGCCGCUGGGUCGCAGCUGCGCGCAACGCAUCUGGGGAGGGGUGGCAUGUAGAUAGUUUGGGCGGCGCGUGGCCACAGCCGAGCUGGAUUCUCGGCGACACCCAGAGCGUAUCUGCCUGUGCGCGCGCCUGGCUCGAUUUGCCCACGCCCUUAUGUUGACGUGUUGUUCGUGGCGGAAAAUUACGGUCAGCUUUCGCGUUGCUUCGGGGAUGGAAACCUGUUCCGACGCUUGUGUUCUUGUAUGUGUAGGCUCCGUCCGUACACGUCAAAGGAGAUGCUUAGCAGUAGCACUAUGUGUCAGUUGCAACCUGAAAGUUGUUCUGACUGGCAUGUUACUGUUGUACAUGCACUAGUUGUCACGCAUGAAGUAAGAUGGCAUCUUUUGCUUCUCAUUAUCCCUUGCAAGACCCUGUGGAUUAAAUUGUGGAAGCAUGCUGCAUCUAUGUAAGAUAUCUAGCAGUGUCUUCUCAAAUAACACAACACUUUUAUCCUUAACAUAGCAGCAACCCGUGAGCCUGGCACCAACACUUGGAGGCAUGCUGGUCCUAUAUGGGAGACAGACUGUUGCUAUAGUGAUACCUGAUAAAUUGUUGCUGAAGUGUGAGCUAAACAUAGGUGAUUGUGGCAGGUUGAAUGAUGCUUUUCAAAUGUAGUGUUCUCUUUGUUUUGACUGUCAUUCAAAUAUACCUAUAUCAGCAUCUGUUUCAAAUUUAGCUGCAUUGCCCAGGUGUAUGUCUAUCAGGGCAGCAUUUCUCUAUGAUUCAAGCCCUGUGUGAAGUUCGCAUUGAUGAUUUGAUGUGAAAUAUAUUUUCAGCAGGCAGUA